UCCACUCUAAAUAUCUUAUCAAACUUCAUGAUUUUUUAAAUAUUUUUUCCUAUUAUGUAUUGUAUCUAUAUUUUUCGCUCCACAAUCUUCUUUUUCUUGCUAGGUAUGAAAUGGAUUUGUGGUGACCACAAAUAAUUUUUGAUUCGGAAUCCAUCAUCAUGUGUUUGUUAUAAGGCCUAGUAGGCAAAAGAAAUGGGGCAUCAUAAAACUGAACCAUACGGUUCUUAAUUGAUCAGAAUUAAGGCACUCCUUGCCUUAUCAGGCACACUACAGGGACUAGACACUGUUACAAGUUUCAAGAAACGAGAAAGGAGCUCUAAAAACCACAUUUUUCUUGCCAUUUAGUACUCCAUGAAUGCAGAACCAGAAAUGACAGCAGACUCCUUAAUAAAUGACCCCAUAUUUGAGUCAUAGCUGAGUUUCCUUUGUCAAUACGUGUUCUCUGUCCUCUCAGUUUUAGCCUUUGACCACUUGCCACGCCACGUUGCGUCUUCAGCUCCAUCAUCACUCUUUUGGAAAUUUAAGGACAAAUUUUGCAUUAUAUAUAGUAGUUGUCACUUGCUUGUUUUCUCAUUUCUGGUUGGGUUUUAGACUCUUUUCUAUUUUUUCCUAGCAUAAUCUUUCUCGUUCUGAAGUGUUGAAGGGUAAAAGGAAAAUGAGUUAUUUGGGGUUGGGUGUUAGCCCUGGAACUAUGCCAGUGUAUCAUGGAACAAAACUCAGAGUGUUGGAUAGGAGGGUGAGGAUAGCAGAGGUGGUGUUAAGGGGUGUGAGCCUUGGCCUAGGAGUUCUUUCAAUUGUUCUUGUGGUCACUGAUACACAAGUCAAAGAGUUUUUCUCCUUUCAGAAGAAAGCUAAAUUUACUGACAUGAAGGCUUUAGUGUUCUUGGUAGUUGCCAAUGGACUAACUGUUGGCUACUCCUUAAUCCAAGGAUUGCGCUGUGUUGUGAGUAUGGUUAGAGGAAAUGUACUCUUCAGCAAGCCCUUAGCAUGGCUCAUUUUCUCUGGUGAUCAGGUGAUGGCAUAUGUGACAGUGGCUGCAGUGGCAGCUGCAAUGCAAUCUGGAUUGCUUGGAAGGUUGGGGCAAGCAGAAUUUCAGUGGAUGAAGUUGUGCAACAUGUAUGGGAAAUUCUGCAACCAAAUGGGAGAAGGGAUAGCUAGUGCUUUUGUGGUUAGCCUUAGUAUGGUGCUUCUCUCAUCUAUUUCUGCUUUUAGUCUCUUCCGUUUGUAUGGCACCAACAAAAACAAAAAUGCAGCAACUUGGUAGGUACCAAUGAACAUGGACAUGGACAUGGUUUCUCCAAGUUAGAGUAUAGGCUCAAAAGAAUACUAGACAAGUAACAUGUCAGUGUGUGUUUGAUUUCGGAGUAAUAAAUAUUAGAAUUAAUUGCAUUUCCUAUUAAACUGAUCUAGUAAAGACAGAUGUUUAAUUAUUACAUUAGAUAAGCCUUAUAUUA
Molecule: messenger RNA, 1454 nt
Organism: Cajanus cajan (pigeon pea)
Lineage: Eukaryota; Viridiplantae; Streptophyta; Magnoliopsida; Fabales; Fabaceae
Product: CASP-like protein 2B1
Source: RefSeq, a predicted model, not a curated record